GCCAUUCAUCUCUGGAGAAGAGACGCGGGCGCUACAACAGGGCGGGAAACAAUUUGCGCCUCCCAUCCUGUUGACUUGGAUGCACGUUGUUACUUUUUGGAAACCUCUGCCAAGCGUGAAAUUUGCGACACAUUUGCGACUUUUGCUGACUCGCCAGCAUCCUCGGACGGCUCGCGUGCCGGCUGAUUUUCAGAAGAAGAAGGCGGCGGUGGUGGUGGUGGUGGCGGUGGGGGAGGAGGUGACCUCAGGAGGACGCGCAGGGAUCCCAGCUCCGGGAAGAGGAGGAGGAAGAGGAGGAGGAGGAGGAAGAAGAGGGCACACAUCCUGCUGAUCGAGAGCAUCCAUGAAGCCCUUCUUUCCGUUUUUUCACAUUCACUAUGACAAAAACUUAGUGCAUGGUGCCCUGUGAAGUGAGUUACUCGAGUUAGCAAAGAUGCGUUUUGUAAACCUACAUUAGUUGAUGUGAGGGAUCAUUUGCAUAUAAAAGGACAAUAAGGACGAGCCGCACACGUGCAACAUGGAUCUCAAUCGAAUCGGAGGUUUAUCCGAUGUCCCGUGAGCGUCGGCCUGGAGCCGCCCACCCCGGUGCCGCCCACCCUGGUACCGCCUUCUGUGGGUCUCCGAUAUGGACCCCGCUCAUUCUUUUAGGAUGGAGCUGGAUGGGCUGGACCUCCAGCAGGCCCCGGUGCUGUCGCUUGACCAGAUCCGUGCCAUCCGGGCCUACAACGACUACGUGGACCGACCAGUAGCGCUGGAACUGGCAUCCCAGUCUGGAUUUUUCUAUGCCCACGAUGAGCGACACCCGCACGGAAUAUACUCGCAGCACCCUCAGCUGCCGGGUCACAACGCCCUGCCCCGCAGUCAAAGUCAGCAGCAAGCCCGCAUGUCCCGCAUCAGCCGCUCCAGCACCGUGAGCUCCUCCAUGUCCCGGACCAGCGCCGGCUCGGACCAGAGGCUGCUGGCGGGCUUGACGCCCUCGCACUCCGGCCCGGCCGCGGUGGUGCGCACUCAACCGAAAGGGGAGCCGCUCAAGUCCGACUACUCGUUGAGCAAAAUCCUGGCCGAGGACGAGCCGGGCCGGCACCAGUUCAUCUGCGAGCGCUGCGCCCGCUGCAAGUGCCACGAGUGCUGUGCCCCGCGCCGGCUUCCCUCCUGCUGGGCCUGCGGGCAGCGCUGCCUGUGUUCCGCCGAGAACGCGGUGGAGUACGGCACCUGCCUGUGCUGUGUCAAGGGCCUCUUCUACCACUGUUCGGCGCAGGACGACGAGGACAACUGCGCCGACCGGCCGUGCUCCUGCGGCCCAGCCCACGCCCUGGCCCGCUGGGGCACCAUUGGCCUCCUGACUCUCUGCCUGCCCUGCCUCUGCUGCUACCCCCCUGCCCGGCUGUGCCUCGCCUUGUGCCACUGCGCCCACGACCGGGCCACGCGACCCGGCUGCCGGUGCAGCAACACCAACACCGUGUGCCGCAAGAUCUCCGCUUCAAACCCCAACCCGGGUCAUCCCUCCGUGAGCAAGGCUGUGGAGAAGUCACUAUGACAGGCCUGGAUUGGUGGCAACAAGGCGCCAACCAUUACUUGUGCUCACCGGCCAUCCGUUCUCCAGCUCGAGGGGGACAAAAGCUUUACUGUGCCUGUUUGCCUUGGAAACUAAAAGCCCAACCUGAAGAAGAACUGAAUUUGCCGUCCUUCUUCUGCCUAACGGAGAUGUCUGACAUGCAUUUAUUUAUUAACGGACCACCUCCCGGCGCUUUACGAUCAACGCCUGGACCACGGACCGGAUCGGCAACUCACGGCUCGAGCACGACGGAUUACCGAAAGGAGAUGCUAACAGUGAAGAUCUGAGGGCUAAGGAACCAACGAUUUAAACGUGCGGAAAAUCGCAGCACAUCCGGAAUACGGUUUGAGCGGAAUCUCAAUGCCAUUCUUAAGCUCAGUUGUAUUAGGUGGACACACGGUACUGCGCAAAAGUGGCAGGCCGCCGAGGAAAAUAGUGUGUAAGAUCAGAGGCACUUUUCUCGUUCCUGGAAAAUCAGAGGAUGGAUUCUGGGACUUUGAACUCGAUCCUCCGCCAAAAUCAAUGGGUUCUACGUGCCACACCUCGAGAAAAGAUCAUCAGAAAUGGCUUUUAAGCAAACCCAAGAAGUCACCGGCGGUGGCUUGAGACUUUUGCGUAGUACCUCACCUGAAAAAAGGGACCACGACCUGCCUAAUUGGAAUCUCAAUACUAUUAAGCUCGUUUCGAUGACGCUGACGCAUCCCCAAGCGCUGGAUGCUGGCACGAGACUCGCAUUUUUAAUGAGGUCCUUCAACCAAUUUCCAACGGUUUCCACGUGGCACCUUACGAGAAGAUCUCAUAGAAUGCCUUCGAACCGAAUCAGUCCUGAUCCCUGAUCACUGGUGGUAGCCUUUGACUUUUGCACAGUACAUCUGCAGCACCUCUGGAACACUUUGACGCCUGAAAAACGCUCGGAAGUUGUUCUUUCACAAAAACUACAAUCAUUGCCGGCGGGGUCUGAGACUUUUGCGCAGUACUCUACGUUUUUUUUCUUUUGUUUUGUUUUUUUCUCAACAGCCGUGUUAACCAACAACAGGGUGGGCCGGGUGGGUGGGUGCGUGUCUUUCUGUGUCUGCGUGAAGACGAAGAAGGACUUGUCUUUGUUGUCGUCUUAUUUUUAGACUUGCUGCUAGAUCUUUGCGCCGGUCCGGUCGGGUUUCUCCGUCUGUCGCCAAGCUCCCUGAGAUCAGGCCGCCGCCCUAACGCCGGACAACCUCGCAUCGCCUGACUCCCCUUUGCCCCCCCCCACUUGAUCCUCCCAUCCCUCCGGCCCAGCCACGCUUGCCUCUCCUCACUCGCCGGCCGGACGACUAAAAGCCUCCCGUCGAGAGUUGAUCAGACGGGCAAUUAUCUCCGUGAUUGCUCUUAAUGGGCCAGACGAGAACGCAGGAAGGAGUUGCGGUGUUUUGGCGCAUGGAGAAGAGGGCGGGGGUGAGAGGGGGGGGGGGGGUUGCUGGGGUGAGGCUCGGGUUUCCUGACGUGUGUGUGCAUGUGUGUGUGCAUGUUUUCAAGUGAACGUGCGUGUGUGUUUGCGGGAUGCAUGAACACAACACCCGACGCGUUAAAAUCUUCCUUUAUUUUUAUAUGCAGAUAUGAGCAAGCGACGUCGGAAUUGAUUUUUUUUGGGGGGGGGGGUUGCGUUACCAUGACAACGGUUGUCAAUUCAGGAAUUUUUGAGGCCGGGAAUAGCGGCAAAAGGAUUUAGUAGGAUAGUGGAGAAAAUGUCUUUCCGUAUAGAUGGUUGAAAAUGUCACAUUUGGUGCCCCACACCCCUAAAAAUAUUUCGCUACAGUUUUAAAACGUAAUUUGGGGAAAAAAGAAAAAGGUUUGUCAUAUUUACAUUAAAAAUGAAAAUGUUUGCAUGAUUCAGUCGGGACAUUACAAACGUAAAGAAUAAAAUGUGUGUUAUUGCGAUGAAAAAGUUAAAAGAAAGAGAAAAAUUAAAUAAAAUUUCUGAAAAUUCCGUGACUGAUGUCCUAAAUUGACAUGGCAAAUUUUAAUUAUAAUUGUAAUUUUCUGACAAUAAAUAUUGUUUACAUUCGUCCUUGUGAUAGUACAAAUGCAUCGCAAACGCAAACGUAGCAUUUUUUGGGGUGAUAUUUUCACUUCAUUCGCAUAAAAGAAUGUGGCCCAAAUACACACCCACGAAAUCUUUUUUUUUAAACUACUCACUUUGCUUUUUUUCCAACAAAUCCUACUAAAUUCUUGCGAGAAUAGACAAUCUGGGGGGCAAAAAUAUGCAAAGUCGCCACAGAGAGCAUUUUAAACUGUCAUGUGGCUGCUCAUGGUCAAGAUUCUUUUAUUUGAACAAAAACGAAACUUGAAUUUAUUCUUGGAUGUGCGCGUAAAGGUACCUUUUUAUUUUAAUUUCUGGUUUGAGGCUAAUGUUAGCUCAUUAGCUACAGCUGGAGGGGCCUGGGGGGUGCAACCUUCUUCCAAUCAGGGGCCAUUUCUAAGGGCUACAUUUGGGAAUAGAAAAUUAAUGAAGUACAGUAGUCUUUUUAUUAUGAACUAUGAAAUUUUGUGUUGUGGAAUUAAUGUUUUUUUUUUGUAUGGUGGGCUGGAUGGAAUGCUUUCGGGCUGCAUAUUGCCAAUUCACCUUAGGUUGCCCCCCCCCCCCCCCCUCCCGCACCCCUCGACACUCCACACAGUAUAACCACUACUCGUGCUUUCGGUACACAAUUGGCAUCUUGUUUGUUUGUUGUAAAGAAAUUUAAGGAGAGUAUAUGGAACAAUACAGUAUAUCGAGAAGUCUAUCACAAAAUGAGAUAUUAUUAUUCGGUUUAUUCUAAUGAUAUAUGAAGAGAACGUGUUUCUUUGCCGACGUGGUGUAUUCGGUUAUUUAUUUACAGGUUACUCGCCGCCAUGGAGUCCGGUGCGAGAUUACGUGUGUGCUUGUCGUUUGUUGUUUGUUUUUUUCUGGCUAUUUGGUGUGGCUGCUGACGACGACCCAAUAAAAAGGAGCUUUCCGAACAUCAA
This is a messenger RNA of Hippocampus zosterae (dwarf seahorse), 4534 nucleotides long. RefSeq names its product protein sprouty homolog 3-like. Lineage: Eukaryota; Metazoa; Chordata; Actinopteri; Syngnathiformes; Syngnathidae. The record is from RefSeq and is a predicted model, not a curated record. Gene Ontology annotation, biological process: negative regulation of fibroblast growth factor receptor signaling pathway; negative regulation of Ras protein signal transduction; animal organ development. The transcript is spliced from 2 exons. Gene Ontology annotation, cellular component: cytosol; membrane. The coding region runs from base 626 to 1537 and encodes 303 amino acids.